CUCUCAAGUCUCUUAUUUUACCCUUUUUUUUAAUCUUUGCAUAGCAAUCUUGAACUCAUCACUUCCUUUUUUGGCUGCAUUGGUGCCCCUGACCUGACCCUAAGCUCUUUGUAGCUUCUCAAGCUGAGUGAGACCGGCCCUCUUUGUUUUUUGACUUGGGUUUAGGAUUUAAAACUCUAAUCUUCUCUUUUUAGUCUCGUUUAAGCUGCUUUGCUUGCAACGCAUUUGCUGGCUGCUGUUUGUGUGCUUGAUAGAGAGGAUAGUUUGGAUAAAGUUUGUGUCUUGUGGGAGAUUUUUAAGCAAAGGUAAAAAUGUUGAUAGAAACCAUGAAGUUGAGAUUUUGAGCUCUUUUGGGGGCUAUUUAUGGUCAUUAUGUCUGUUAGUAAUGAUGUUUUUGUGGCUUGGGAGGAGCACAUUAUAUGCCAUGAACGUGGUAGCCGUGUGGUUCAUUAUCACUUGAAGGAUACAUUUGGGGGUUUAGUUCUUGCUGUUAUAGGGACUGAGAGGAGUAUAAGGCACAUGACAUAUGUAGUUUCUGACGAGUUUUUGGAAGCCUAUGGGUCCAAUGAGUCCCUCAAUGCAUCUACGAAAUGGAGAGCCCGGCGAGAAGUUGUGGACUGGUUGACAUCAAUGGUGUCAAAUGAAGGAUCCCCUCUACAUGUUUCAAAUGCACAGAUAAAUGGCUCAGCUCAAGGUUCAGGAUCUUUUGGAGUAUCAGUGACUGGAUUCAAUGCUUCGAAAACCUAUUUGCCAGUUCGGAUGGCUCGAAGCAAAUUGAAGGUUCAGAAUUCACACAUUAAGUGGUUUGGUGCGGCAUGGAUAUGUGCUAAAGAACUCAAGCACUACCCAGCCUUUUUCAGAAAUGGGACUACCAUAACUGUCCAUUCCUUCGUAUUUAUAAUGGCUGAAGAAAAAGGCCGCUACCUUGGAUACCUGGAAGAUAUGUAUGAAGACAAAAAGGGGCAGAAGAAGGUAAAGGUGCGGUGGUUUCACCAUAACCAGGAAGUCAAGGGUGUAAUUCCUCAACUGAAUCCACACCCCCAAGAAGUUUUCAUCACACCUAAUGUCCAAGUGAUCAGUGCAGAGUAUAUUGAUUGCCCAGCAACAGUCUUGACACCCCGACAUUAUGAUAAAUGUAUGGCUGGUGUUUCACAUACAUCAACAUCCGGUGUCCACAUGUGCUUUAGGCAGUUUAAAAACAACAAGAUCAAGCCGUUUGCUCUUACUAAAUUGCAUGGAUACUUCAAUCAAGCAAUCCUCUCUACUUUGGAUGGAUCUAUUGUCCCUAAGAAAAAGGUUAGGUACGAUAAUUUGUACAAGGAAGACGAGGAAGAAUUGACCCAUGAUUACCCUACCAGUGUAGGUAGCAAGAGAAGUAGAACAUCCAAGGAGCAAGACAGACUUGAGAGUGGAUCAGGUCUCAGAAACUGGGCCUGUGGAAACCAGAUAGCAAAAUGUAAAUCAGGAUACCCGAAACUGAAGCUACGGUUAUCAAAGGUUUCCAUGGGAAUUGAGUUUGUUAUACCCCAGUCCAAAUGUUCUGCUCCUUUCAAAGUGAAUGAAAAGAUAGAGAUGCUCUGCCAAGAUAGUGGGAUUCGAGGCUGCUGGUUUAGAUGUAAGGUGUUGCAGUCCUCUCAGAAGCAUCUGAAAGUUCAAUAUGAAGAUGUCCAGUAUGUGGAGGGAUCUGGAAAUCUAGAGGAAUGGGUCCCUGCUUCCAGAGUGGCUGCUCCUGAUAAACUUGGCAUGAGAUGUUUAGGUCGCAAGACAAUCCGGCCACAUCCUCAAAAUCAUUCUACUGACCAUAUUUUUGAGGUUGGAGCCCCAGUUGAUGCAUGGUGGAGUGAUGGAUGGUGGGAGGGUGUUGUAUCUGGAGUUGACAUCUCUGGGAGUGAUUGCCUGCAAGUUUACCUCCCUGGUGAAGGCAAGUUCCUGACUGUCCCAAGGAAGAAUGUGAGGAGUUCCCGAGAUUGGGUUGAUAACAGAUGGGUUGAUGUAAUGGCAAAGCCUGAUAUACUCCAUCAUCUAUCUGCAGAUGCCAUUUCUAUCAUCCAGCUUGAGGCACGAGGUUGUGAUACUGCUGCAUCACUGGAGCACAAAUUUGUCAAAACUUCCAGACUUGAAGCUAUUGAAGAAGAUGAACCCUUACCUGGUUCAGUUGUGUCUGGUGAUCUCAAAAAUGUUAAGGAGGUCUAUUUGAGACAGAGGCAUGGUGUAAAUGAGAAGGAUGAACUAAAAACACAUGGAGCUGUUGAUGAUGAUGAUGUUGGCGGUGAUUUUCAUCAUGAGGAGAAAGCGAACAAUGUUGCUAUCGCGGCUUAUGUUGACAAUGGUGGUGAAGAUAGCUCUGGCAAUAACACAGAGUUUCUUUUGGACGAAGAUCUUAAAUCUGUUAACAAGAUAAGUGAAGCAGCAAAAACUUUAUAAACGAUCACCCAAGUUCCAUUAAUAGAUGACAUAGCUAGAGUGAAGUUUUAACUGUGAAGGUGGGUUAGAUGGCUUCCUGUGUAUAAAGAUAGAGAAAGGGUUGUCACAGCUACAAGAGUCAGAUGACCUGCAAGUCUUCUCCAACUUCUAGAGAGUUGGCAGAUAUAUAGUAAUAUGAGCACCAACUUUUACUGAAAUCAACUUAGUGUCAGAAGAUGUUGGAUUUAGAACUUUGAUGGAAUCAAGUCAAGCUAGACAGUAGCUCAGUUCAAUCAUAGGAUAGUUUAUGAGUUGGUUUCAGUUCAAUCUUAAGAUAGCUUCAAGUGUCGGUUUGCACCAUGCAGUCAAUGCUGGUGAUGUAUGUGCAAUUUGAGAAUUGCUCUUUAGUGUCGUAUAGGCGUAUAUUACAGUAUGUGUUUGCAACUUUAUGAACUGCAUUUCAGUCAAAUAGGCUUAUGUUUUACAGUGUAGUUUUUAAGGUUUAGCUGUAAAGGUUACAAGGUUGUUUUUGUUUGGAAAAGAAAUAGAAAUGUAGUUGUUAUUUCA
Populus trichocarpa (black cottonwood) is the source of this 2970-nucleotide messenger RNA. RefSeq lists its product as uncharacterized. NCBI's taxonomy places the organism in Eukaryota, Viridiplantae, Streptophyta, Magnoliopsida, Malpighiales, Salicaceae. Bases 364 to 2424 code for a protein of 686 amino acids. Gene Ontology annotation, molecular function: chromatin binding. The record is from RefSeq and is a predicted model, not a curated record. The transcript is spliced from 7 exons.